Messenger RNA from Schistosoma turkestanicum, 614 nucleotides. The record is from the annotation of a GenBank genome assembly. Lineage: Eukaryota; Metazoa; Platyhelminthes; Trematoda; Strigeidida; Schistosomatidae.
AGUUUACCCGAGGUUAUCGUAAAAGUAAGGACACUUUAGUUUCUGAGUUCGUUGUCUUAUGUAUUUAUUAAUUAAUUUUCGACUUAUAAAGCCAAAUAAACAUUAAGGAUAUUUGAAACUCCUAAAUGUAGACUGCCAGUAAUACUACAAUGGUACAACUAAAUGUACAAAGCUAGGAAGUUACUUAUAGCCUUUUGUGUAUUUGUUUUGACUAAUGCUUCCUUUUCGGUUUUCAUUUGACAGCUCCUGCCGAGAUGCGCUUAAAAGAAAGGCGUGAUGAGCCUCACCGAGGUGGGAGGAAAUAUCGUUCCAGAUCCCGUUCUAGAUCUUACUCCAAUUCUAGACAAAAGGGGGUCGAACCGUACUAUCGUGGUCGUCCUAAUGACCGUCGAGAUGAUUCGCGAAGGCGGGUAAACAAUGUGCGUCCCAAUCGAUCGGCUUCAAGAUCAAGGUCUCCCACUAGGUCGCGGUCUGCAAGUCAUGAUGGGAUGGAUAAUGGUGAUGAAGUACGUAAGGGCAGUCGUCGCAACGAUCGCAGAGAUAACCGUGCUGUCUCUAGAAGUCCUGCACAUAGGCGUGGUUCUUUAUCACGAUCUCGUUCCGGUUCAUAUUAG